AUGAGUGACACCGGGUCUAAGCCUGGCCCUGAGCCAAGUGAGCGCACUGCCAUUGGUAUUACCUUUGGCAACUCCAACAGCUCCAUCGCCUACGUCGUCGACGACAAAGCGGAGGUUAUUGCAAACGAAGAUGGAGACCGCCAAAUUCCCACAAUCCUCUCAUACGUCGACGGCGACGAGUACUACGGCCAGCAGGCCAAGAACUUCCUCGUCCGGAACCCCAAGAACACAGUCGCCUACUUCCGGGAUUUCCUAGGGAAAGAGUUCAAGUCGAUCGACCCUACCCACAACCAUGCCUCGGCACACCCCGAAGAGGCCGGCGAGACCGUCUCGUUUACGGUCCAGGACAAAGCCGGCGAGGAGGAGGGGCCUUCGACGCUGAACGUUUCCGAGGUGGCCACCCGCUAUCUCCGCCGCCUGGUCGGCUCCGCCUCCGACUACCUCGGAAAGAAGGUCACCUCCGCCGUCGUCACCGUCCCCACCGACUUCACCGACAAGCAAAAGGCGGCCCUCGUCGCAGCGGCCGCGGCGGCCGACUUGGAGAUUCUCCAGCUUAUCAGCGAGCCGGUGGCCGCCGUGCUCGCGUACGAUGGGCGCCCCGAGGGCAAGAUUGAGGACAAGGUGAUUGUGGUUGCGGAUCUGGGCGGCACGCGCUCCGAUGUUGCCGUGGUGGCCAGCCGCGGGGGCAUGUACACGGUCCUUGCGACGGUGCACGACUACGAAUUCGCGGGUGUGGCUCUCGACAAGGUGCUCAUCGACCACUUCGCCAAGGAGUUCCUCAAGAAGAACUCGAGCGCUAAGGACCCGCGCGAGAACGCCAGGAGUCUGGCCAAGCUGCGCCUCGAGUCCGAGUCGACAAAGCGGGCGCUCAGCCUGGGCAACAACGCUAGCUUCAGCGUCGAGAGUCUGUCGGACGGCAUCGACUUCGCCAGCACCAUCAACCGCCUCCGCUACGAGACCAUCGCGAGGACCGUGUUCGAGGGCAUCAACCGGCUGGUCGAGUCGGCCGUCAAGAAGGCCGGCCUGGACGUGCUGGACAUCGACGAGGUCAUCCUCUCCGGCGGCACCUCGCACACCCCGCGCAUCGCCACCAACCUCGGCUACCUCUUCCCCCAGACGACCAAGAUCCUAGCCCCCUCCACCGAGGUGACCGCCCUCAACCCCUCCGAGGCCGAGGCCCGCGGCGCGGCUCUCCAGGCCAGCUUGAUCCAGGACUACGAAGCCGAGGACAUCAACCAGUCGACCCACGCCGCGGUGACCACCGUACCCCACGUCGGCAACGCCAUCGGCGUGAUCUCGGUCAACGAGGCCGGCGAGGAGGUCUUCGUCCCCAUCAUCCCGCCGGAGACGGCCGUGCCCGCGCGGCGCACCGUGCACGUUUCGGCCCCCAGCGGCGGCGACGUCCUGGUCAAGGUUGUCGAGGGCAACACGCACAUAAAAGUGACGCAGCCCGAACCCAAGGUCAAGGCGCCCGAGUCCAAGGCGGCCAAGGUGGAGGACGCCGACGAGGACGGUGACGACGAUAGCGAUUUCUCGGACGAUGACGACGAGGAGGAGGACGAGGAGGAGAAGCGGGAGAAGGUCUGGAAGAUCGGGGCUACCCUCGCUGAGGCGGGUGUCAAAGGUGUCAAGAAGAACGGCAAGGUCGAGGUGUCGAUUACUGUGGGCUCGGAUCUGUCGGUGAUUGUAACAGCGCGGGAGGUUGGUGGUAAGGGCGGUGUUCGGGGGACGCUUGCCGCUGCGAGUGCUUAG
Messenger RNA from Dichotomopilus funicola, 1752 nucleotides. RefSeq names its product Hsp70 protein-domain-containing protein. Gene Ontology annotation, biological process: cytoplasmic translation; 'de novo' cotranslational protein folding; regulation of translational fidelity. Gene Ontology annotation, cellular component: endoplasmic reticulum lumen; endoplasmic reticulum chaperone complex; nucleus. The record is from RefSeq and is a predicted model, not a curated record. The transcript has 2 exons. The coding region runs from base 1 to 1752 and encodes 583 amino acids. NCBI's taxonomy places the organism in Eukaryota, Fungi, Ascomycota, Sordariomycetes, Sordariales, Chaetomiaceae. Gene Ontology annotation, molecular function: ATP-dependent protein folding chaperone; ATP binding.